Psilocybe cubensis is the source of this 1617-nucleotide messenger RNA. RefSeq lists its product as uncharacterized. Gene Ontology annotation, biological process: positive regulation of transcription by RNA polymerase II. Gene Ontology annotation, molecular function: DNA-binding transcription factor activity, RNA polymerase II-specific; protein dimerization activity; RNA polymerase II cis-regulatory region sequence-specific DNA binding. Bases 1 to 1617 code for a protein of 538 amino acids. The transcript is spliced from 7 exons. NCBI's taxonomy places the organism in Eukaryota, Fungi, Basidiomycota, Agaricomycetes, Agaricales, Agrocybaceae. The record is from RefSeq and is a predicted model, not a curated record.
AUGGGCAGAAGAAAGAUCGAAAUACAACCCAUCACGCACGAACGAAACCGUUCUGUCACCUUUUUAAAGCGCAAGAACGGCCUCUUCAAAAAGGCGUACGAGCUCGGCGUUCUCUGUUCCGUCGACGUCGCCGUCAUCAUCUUUGAGGAACGACCAGGACACCAUGUAAAGCUCUACCAGUACGGGAGCGCCGACAUCCACGACAUCGUCCAGAGGCAUCUUAGGCACGACGGUGAGAAAGACACCCGUGGGCCCCAGGAUUUCUCGGGCAACAACAGCGCAAAGCUCGACGACAUCGGCGAGGACGACGAUGGUGACGACGACGACGACGAUAUCCCGCGUGGGAAGCGAAGGCACGACGGAAAGAUGAAGUCGGGCGGCGACAUGGUUACGGGCAACGUCGAUUACUCCUCUGGACACCGUAAUCUUCCAAUCGCGCAACCACCACCUCUCUCGCUGCAUGGUCUUUCUUCUCAAUCUACCGGCGGUGGUCGACCCACCCUCCCCGUCUCGGACUCACGCAGCAUGGACAUGCGGGACAACAAGCGCAACAGCCAGCGGCCGAGCCUCCAUCUAGGCCACAGCCGCUCUCCCUCGGACGACGUCAACUCUGGCAACGGCAACUACCCCUACUACCCCGGACAAAACUCAGGCGCCUUCGCCCGCUCAGGGCAAUACGGCCACCACUCGUCCCAGGGCCCGCACCACCCAGGCGGUGGUGGGGGCGGCGGCGGCGGGGGAGGGGGAGGCGGGCACCAUAGCGGCGGCCCGCAGUACCAGCCGUUCUUCCCCGUCUCUGGCCAACACAACUCGCCCCCGUCGUCAUUCAUCCCUCUGCAGACCUCGUCAGACUUCUCCCGCGGUCCCUCGUCGCGCGGCGGCGGCGGCGGCGGCGGUGGACCAGGCUUUGGCAUCCCGUCACGCAGCAGCGAUCUCUACCCCGGCAUACUGCGCAACCAGUCUUCGACCUCGUCGCAGUCUACAGGCCCCGGCGGGAGCGGCGGGGGGAAUGGGGACCUGUUCGCCGCUUUUUUGGACGCGGACGAGCAGAGCCGCCACCAGAGCCACUCGGGGGGCGGUCCGAGUCUUGUUGGGCUGGACUGGCCGGUGCACAACACGAGCGGUGGUGGGGGCGGGUCGUCGGGCGGACCCUCUGGGCCGUCUAGCUCAGUACCGCACCUCUCCUCGUCGUCGGCGGCCGCACCGUCGCCUGUGUCGGUGUCGGUGCUCGGUGGUCCGGGGGGCAGCAGCAGCUCGGGCAACUGGCUCGACUUUCUUUCUGGUAACAAUAAUAACAAUAACAAUAGUAACAACAAUGGCAAUGGAAAUGGAAACGUGGGAGGCGGGCGCGAUGCGUUAUCGUGGGAACGCGGUGGCGAGCAUAGGGGGGGUGGUGGUAUAUCGGAUAUAUUCGGUGGAGGACAACAUGCUGAGCGCGGGAGGUCGAAUAGUAUUGUGGGCAUUGGUGUUGGUGUUCUAGGUGGGGUGGGGAAACAUGCGCAUACGAAGAUUGAGGAGGACUCGGGCGGGUUCAGUGGGCCUGGAGGCAUUUUGGCGUCCCCUGCGAGCUUGACUGGGAGGAUUGGGAUCAAGUCGGAUGUCUUGAAGGAUGGGUGA